ACAAGUAUAACGUUCUCCGACUUUCUAGGACGUGUUUUAUGCCACUUCUUUUUCUGUCUCAUUUUGUCCACCAAACUUUUAACGUUGUGCGUGAGUGCACAAAGAGGUCACAUGACUUUAGUUGUGGCUGACGCUACGUGGCAGCUGAUUGGUCAGAACGUGCCAGCGCUCCACCUGCUGGCCUUGGUUCUUCAGGCAGUCUGUCCAGUGGCGAAGGGCGUGGCCCAGAGACUGAGCCCCCAGACACACGCCACCUAAACAGGAAGUGGACAGGAAGUCAUUGAAAAGGCGGGACAUCAUCAGUGGCGUGUCACCUAUGAAGUCGUUGGAGCGUCCCAAGUCGUAGUCCCACACGGUCACUUCCAGGGUCUUGGUGACCAGUUCUGACCGGGAGAUCUCGUAGAAGAACUCCUGCGGAGUGCGGACGCUUCAGUGACCUUCGACCCCAGCACUUUUUAGUCAAGGUGACAAGAAGGGGGCGACCACGUGCGCUGCAGCUCCGACCCGUAGAAGAAGAACAAGCUAAGCCGCUAGCAAGUGGAUUGUUUCAACGCCUCCGUUCUCUCCCAGGUGGUGCUGAUGUCUGCAGACACAAAGAUCGCUGAGCUGCUCACUGAGCUCCAUCAGCUCAUCAAACAGACUCAGGAGGAGAGGUCUCGCAGUGAACACAAUCUGCUCAACAUUCAGAAGACACAUGAAAGGAUGCAGACUGAAAACAAAACGUCCCCAUACUACCGCACCAAGCUGAGAGGACUGUACACCACCGCCAAGGCGGAUGCAGAGGCCGAGUGCGGCAUCCUGCGCCGCUCUCUGGAUAAAAUUGCUGAGAUCAAGUCCUUGUUGGAGGAGCGAAGGAUCGCCGCCAAGAUGGCGGGAGUGUACAACGACAGCGACCCCCCCAGGAAGACCAUGAGGCGCGGCGUUCUGAUGACGCUCCUCCAGCAGUCGGCCAUGACGCUGCCUCUGUGGAUCGGCAAACCCGGCGAGAGCCCUCCCCCUCUGUGCGGGGCCACGCCCGCCAGCGGCGACUACGUGGCCAAGCAGGGCGACAAGGUGGCGGCCAGGGUCAAGGCCGUGGACGGGGACGAGCAAUGGAUCCUGGCUGAGGUGGUCAGCUACAGCCACGCCGCCAACAAGUACGAGGUGGAUGACAUCGAUGAAGAAGGCAAAGAGCGACACACACUGAGCAGGCGCCGCAUCAUCCCUCUGCCUCAGUGGAAGGCCAACCCUGAGACGGACCCUGAGGCUCUCUUCAACAAAGACCAGCUGGUGCUGGCCCUCUACCCCCAGACCACCUGCUUCUACCGCGCACUCAUACACACACGCCCCUACCGGCCACAAGACGACUACUCGGUGCUGUUCGAGGACACGUCGUACGCUGACGGUUAUUCACCGCCCCUCAACGUGGCGCAGCGUUACGUGGUCGCCUGCAAGGAGAACAAGAAGAAGUGAAGUGUGUGUGUGUGUGUGCGUGUGUGUGUGUGCGUGUGCGUGUGUGCGCGUGUGCGUGUGUGUGUGUGUGUGUGAGAGAGACUGUCCAAAGAUGUGGUUAGAUAGAGGUGAAAUGUAUUUCAUCCAUCCAUCAAUUUUCUACUGCUUGUCCCUUUGGGGGUGGCGGUGGUGUAUUUCAUACAAAAUAAUAAAUGUGAUUUUUGUCAUCUUAAUUCCCAAAGAUCCAUUUUUGUUUUGCUUUGGUGUCAAAACUAAAUAAAAAAAAGUUUUUUUCCUA
Entelurus aequoreus (snake pipefish) is the source of this 1729-nucleotide messenger RNA. It is a transcript of the gene sgf29, whose product is annotated as SAGA complex associated factor 29. NCBI's taxonomy places the organism in Eukaryota, Metazoa, Chordata, Actinopteri, Syngnathiformes, Syngnathidae. The transcript is spliced from 12 exons. Gene Ontology annotation, cellular component: SAGA complex. Bases 580 to 1452 code for a protein of 290 amino acids. The record is from RefSeq and is a predicted model, not a curated record.